Messenger RNA from Daucus carota subsp. sativus, 3342 nucleotides. RefSeq names its product probable LRR receptor-like serine/threonine-protein kinase At5g48740. The record is from RefSeq and is a predicted model, not a curated record. Lineage: Eukaryota; Viridiplantae; Streptophyta; Magnoliopsida; Apiales; Apiaceae. Gene Ontology annotation, molecular function: protein binding; protein kinase activity; ATP binding. The transcript is spliced from 16 exons. The coding region runs from base 305 to 3028 and encodes 907 amino acids. Gene Ontology annotation, biological process: protein phosphorylation.
GUACAAUUUCCACCUAACGGCAUAAAAAAAUAAUCAUCAUUGUCUUUGAUCAUCACCUCUGUCUCUCCUUCCACGCCUUCAUCAUAACUAAUAAAUUUAUGUAUAAAUGUAAUUUUCCUUAAUGCUUCAUCAUAUGCUAAUGGAAACACUUGCUUUACUCAACCUCUCUAAUUAAAACCCAUCUUUUGCAUGCCUGUUCUUUAUUAAAGCAAGCAAAGCUAAGAGCUUUUUCCUACUCAGCCCUUGAAUGAGCUUGGAGGGCUUCUUUGGAAUUUAAAUUCACAUUUUUCGGUUUCUCUCCUUCAUGGGCCUGCAAUUUCUUGUCUGGUUUGAGAUUUUAUUUCUCUUUGGUUGCUGCAAAUUCGCUUUCUGUGACCAAAAUGGUUUCUUGAGUUUAUCCUGUGGAGGAACUGAGAAUUUUGUCGAUUCUUCCAACAUUACUUGGACACCAGAUAGUACUUAUGUGACUACUGGCACAACAAGCACUGCUAAUUUCCCCGAGGGUAACUCUUCAUCACUUAUCCCAAUUCGGUUUUUCCCUGAGUCGAAAGGUAGAAAGUGCUACUGGCUUCCAAUAAAGAAUGCGUCAUCACUUGUUCUUGUUCGGGCCAAAUUUGUGUACAAGAACUACGAUGGACUUGCAAAGCCCCCUACGUUUUCUGUUUCUCUGGGAACGGCUAUGGCUACUACUAUAAACCUUGCCAAUGCUGAUCCAUGGACUGAAGAAUUUUUAUGGCCUGUAAACAAAGAUUUUCUUUCUUUGUGUCUGAAUUCAAUCCCAGAUGGUGGAUUUCCUGUUAUUUCAUCAGUUGAGGUCCGGCCACUUCCUGAAGGAGCUUACGCCAGUAGUUUGCAGGAUUCGCCUAAUAAGUCACUUAGGAAGUGCUAUCGCAUUAACUGUGGUUACACAAAUGGAUCUCUGCGGUACCCUUUGGAUCAGUAUGAUCGUAUAUGGGAAGCAGAUCAGGACUAUACUCCCUUCCACUUAUCAACUAGCUUUGAUAUUCAAACCGCCUUCAACUUGUCAAGCGACGAUCUGAGUCUUCCAUUAUCCGUUCUUCAGACAGCAAGAGUCUUGACACGAAGAGAGGACUUGACGUAUAAUCUUCCUCUUAGUAGCAUACUAGGAGACUAUAGUAUAGUUCUCUAUUUUGCAGGCAUUCUUCCCGUGUCCCCUACAUUUGAUGUGCUAAUCGACGGAAGCCUUUUUCAGUCAAACUAUACAGUGAGGAGUGGUGAAGUCAGUAGCUUAUCUUUUACCCUUUUUGGAACAAAUAACAUGAACAUCACGUUGAAAAGCACGAGUUUCUACCCUCUGCUGAGUGCAAUUGAGGUGUUUGAGAUAGUAUACAUUCCUGCACCGUCUUCUACAACAACAGUUUCAGCACUGCAGGUUAUUCAAAAGUCGACUGGUAUGAAUCUGGGAUGGGAAGAUGAUCCCUGCUAUCCAAUGCCAUGGGAUCACAUUGGCUGCACCGGCAGUCUGGUUACUUCACUGGAUCUCUCUAAUAUCAUCUUGAGAUCAAUUGGCCCAAGAUUUGGCGAUCUACUGGAUCUUCAGAUCCUAGAUUUGCAUAAUACAUCACUUGGUGGAGCUAUCCAAAACCUCGGUAGCCUGCAACAACUUGAAAAACUGAAUUUAAGUUUCAAUCAGCUGAAAUCCUUCGGUUCAGAGCUAGAAGACUUGGUAAAUCUUCAAGUACUGGACUUGCGAAACAAUAGUUUAGACAGUACAGUUCCUGACAGCCUGGGACAGUUAAAGAACCUUCACUUGCUAAAUUUGGAGAAUAACAAACUGAAGGGCACUCUUCCUCAAUCUCUGAACAGCCGCGCUUUGGAUAUUAGAACAUCGGGAAAUCUCUGCGUCUCCUUUUCCAUGUCCACCUGCAAUGAUGCUGAUGUGUCGAGGAAUUCUUCAAUAGAAGCGCCUCAAGUUACACUCUUUACUACGCCAAAGAAGCGUAGUGGCCACAUCCAUAUUGUAGUAGUACUUGCAGCAGUCGGAGGAGUUAUAUUCGCGCUUGUCAUUGUUUCUAUUGCAGUGUUAAUGUAUGUGAAGAGAAAGGACAAAGGAGUCGCAUAUAAAGAAAGCAUGGAUAUGCGGGACUGCAUUGCAGCAAAAUCAUAUUCCUACAGAGAAAUUAAAGCAGCUACGAAGAAUUUUAAGGACGUUAUAGGCAGAGGAGGUUUCGGAUCUGUUUUUGUUGGGAAAUUUCCCAGCGGGAAGCAAGUAGCUGUGAAAGUACGAUAUGAUAACAGUCAACUUGGUGAUGAUGCAUUUAUCAAUGAGGUGUGCCUUCUAUCGCGAAUUAGCCAUCAGAAUCUUGUAUCACUGGAAGGAUUCUGUCAUGAAUCAAAGCAACAAAUACUUGUCUAUGAGUACUUACCUGGCGGAUCACUGGCUGAUAAUCUUUAUGGAGCUAAGAGUAAAAGAGUGACAUUAGGCUGGGGCAUGAGAUUGAAGAUUGCUGUUGAUGCCGCAAAAGCAUUGGACUACUUGCACAAUGGUAGUGAGCCACGGAUCAUACACCGUGAUGUGAAGUCAAGUAAUAUACUAUUGGACAAGGAGAUGAACGCUAAAGUCUGCGACUUUGGCCUAUCAAAACAAGUAACUCAAGCAGAUGCAUCUCAUGUCACCACUGUUGUCAAGGGCACUGCUGGAUAUCUUGAUCCCGAAUACUAUGCUACACAACAAUUAACCGAGAAGAGUGACAUCUUCAGUUUCGGGGUAGUUCUUCUGGAGCUUAUCUGUGGCCGCGAGCCUUUGAGUCGUGCUGGAGCUCCUGAUUCUUUCAAUUUAGUUUUAUGGGCUAAGCCGUACCUGCAAGCGGGUGCAUUUGAGAUUGUGGAUGAGCAACUGAAGGGGACUUUUGCAGACGAGAGCAUGCACAAGGCGGCGGCCAUUGCUGCAAGGUCCGUCGAGAGGGAUGCAGCACAGAGGCCGAAUAUUGCAGAGGUAUUAGCAGAGCUAAAGGAAGCCUACAGCAUCCAGCUUUCUUAUCUUGCUACUGCUGGAACUGGAAGCUGAUUAUGUGCAAAAGAGUAUAGUAUGUUCAUUAGUUUUGUUCAAAUCAAGCAUUAAGGUUUUAGUUGGUUUCUUUUGUUGCAAAGAGUAUCUGGUAUGGAGACCAAUCUUAAAGUCGAAUCUAUAUUUAUAUGGUAAUGUAUACCAAAAAUUCAUAAACUGGGGACUAUGUAUUUUUCUUUUUAUAAAACUUUUAGGCUUAUAUGCCGUGUUCUGGUCCCCGCAAUCACGUGCUUGGCACGUUUUAAGUGACAUAUAUAUUGUUUUUGACUUUUGGAUUAAUAUCUGACGGUCAAUAUUAUAAUAUUUUUUUAAUA